AUGAAAUCCAGGGAAAUUUAUGAAUUUGUAUCUUGGCAGGAGAAUGUGUCCCUUGCUGAUAUUUUGUCACUGCGGGAUAGCUGUCUUACUGAGCAAGAUAUUUGGGCAAUUUGCCUGGAGUGUUGCCAUUCUCUGAAGAGCAUUGCCCAUUCUGCAAUCUUCCAGACACUCUGCAUCACUCCUGACACUUUGGCUUUUAACACCAAUGGCAAUGUAUGCUUCAUGGAACAGCUCAGUGAUGAUCCAGAGGGUGCCUUUGUUCCACCAGAAUUUGAUAUCACCGGUAACACUUUUGAGGCACACAUCUAUUCUUUGGGUGCAACGUUGAAAGCAGCAAUAGAAUAUAUAGUAGAACCUGAGACAGAAUCAGAAUUUGGGCAAGAUCUGCAUACUCUACUGGAACAAAUGCAAGAAGAGAAUCCUGAAAAUAGGCCAGAUAUUGAGAGCAUUUUGUCAUUGUGUGAAGAAAAACUGAAGAUUACUUCAUCAAGUAAUAUUUGUCGAAACCUGUCUGCUGUUGGAAGAAGGGUUCUUUCAAUUGAAUCAUUUGGUGCUUCUCAAGAUGUCUGUGAUAACAUGUGGAAGGGAAGAAUGUGUCAGAGAAGUUUGGGAUCUAAAUUGUAUUCGAAUGAGAAAAACAACAUAGCAGGUGAUUCGUCUACAGUGGAAGAUGUGACAGCUACCUGUCAUAAGGACUCUUCUAUAGUUACUAUGGUGACUGGCAGAGAAAGUGGUUUAAAGGAAAUGCAAAUUGAUCUGGAUAAUGAGAAAACUCAACAUUCUCAACUUGCAACUCAAGCUAAAAAGAGCAAAGAAGAGGACAAACAUGCAGUGUAUACUGACAGUUUUGCUAGUGUUGCUUUGGAUAUAAAAUCAUGUGUUAUUGACCUGGAGAGAGAUGGCAUUUUUAAGAAAGGUUCUUUGAGAAAAAUUAAAACCUUUCCAAAGCUACCACUUGAACCUGGAGAUACAAAUAACUUUUUUACUUCUAUAACCAACAGUGGACCACUAGCUAGGAAACAUCACUUGCUAACACAAGAGUCACUACCUCUAGACAAUAAUAAUGAGGUUGCUUUUUCAAAGGGAAAUCUUAAUUCAUUUGCUAUUAGUAGUCCACCAAAAAUAGAACCAAAGAAUCACCAGGUUAAUGAUCUUCAUUUAGAAGCUCCAUGUGUAUGCACACAGGUGUCUGGCAUGAAUCUAGAAGAACAUAUGUCACUUAUUAAUGGUAAAAAGAUAGGUUUUGCUUCAUCUGAUCACAAAGAAGACUGUUCUGAUGCUACCUCUGAAAUGCCAAAUACAGCUGGUAUGCUAAAAGGCCCAAAUCGAUCAAUUGCUGGAGCAAAAAUGCUAGACAAUUACAUGGUGUUGGAAGAUUCUUCUGAAACUUUUCAAGGGUCAAAUGAAAAUUCUUUACCACAUUUUAACAACGUGGCUUCAGUGUUAACGACAAAACCCAGUGGGAACAGAUAUGGAUCAAACCUAAUUAGGUCUCCAGAAUUAAGCAACGGUGUGAUGAGCGCAAACAAUAAUGAAGAUAAUCUUUGUGGAGGCAGAGGGUCAGAAAUCAAAAGUAAUGAGCAGUGGAUCUCUCUAAAACUCCUGUUGUCCUGGUAUGGUAAACCUCUGAAAGACUAUGAACUCUGGGCAUUGUGUCAUGAGUGUUUAUGUACUCUGCAGACUUGCAUAGAUCAUCCAGUGGUCUUAUGUUUGGACUCAGUGCUGAUUGACUGCCAUGGAAGUAUCCUCUUUGCUGCUCCAAAGGCCGGAGAAUCUUGUGAUAUAUUUUAUUUAGCUCCUGAAAUUGAAGAGGAGGAUGUGGAUACUGAGAAGGUCUGCAUUUAUGGUGUUGCUGCAGUUCUGUGGACGGCUGCAAAAUACAGUGUUCCACCGAGUCACAAACUAGCAUUACCAAGAAAAUUAAAAAAACUUCUUCUGGAUAUGGCAAGAAAAAACCCUGAAGAAAGACCUUCUCUAGCUGAUGCAAUUAAGACAUGCAAUCAUUAUUUACUUGAACAAGGUAGAAACAGCAAAAAUAUUUUGGCAUUGUUGAAUAAAUCUGUCUUUAAGGCUGUUAAGGAAGAAGUAAUCUUGUCUCAAGACCAUGUUGCUUUUGAAUUUAAAAAUGAAAGACCUGAAAUGGACCCUUCGGAGUCAAGUCCAGGAUUUGUGCCUAUUACCAAUGAAAGUAAACUUGUAGCAGUUAAAGGACCAGUACCAUGCCAGAUUUCUCUAAAUUAUGAGAAAGAUACAUUACCUGUUGCAUUCACCUCUCCUGCGACUCACUUUAAGCCUAUUAUUCUGCAACAAAAUGGAAAUACAUCAAAAGAGGUUCACACACCAGUUUCUGAGCAAUUUAAGAAAGCGACAAGAAGAGAAAAACACAUGUACCACAACAAAUCAGGAUAUAUAGAAGACUCUAAAAGCUAUGGUACUGAGGACACAGAUGUUGAAAUUGCACCUGAAAUACCUCAGUGUGACUUACAAGCUCCAGGCCACUCAUCCCAGAUAUCUUCAGAAGAGCAAAAGUCAGGCAAUGCAUUUACUUCUAUAGUUGCAUUACCAUCACCAUCUGAUUCUUCACAUAUAAAAAGCAUUUUAUCUGAAGUUCCUUCUAGCUCCUUAGCUUGUCCUACAUCUCCUAAUUUUCUUCAUAUAAAUAACAUAAUUCUCAAACAGAACUCAGAGAAAAGAGUUUUGACAUUUGUACCGGUACAUUUAGCUGUAUCAGAGCAAAUACCAAAUAAACCUCUUCGUUCAAGAGUUGCUUAUGAUUGCUAUCAUAGUUUGCCAGUGCUACUUUCAAGUACUAUUGCAAGUUAUAAAAUGAGCACACAAACAGAAAAUGAUGCCUCCUUUUGCAAAGUGCAAAACUGUGAGACUACAAAGAACAAGUCUGAUAAAAGAAACCCAGUUAUUCAAACCAAUUGCCAAGAAAUUGAGUGUGCUACCAGUGUAGACAGUAUUUUCACUGAACAAGGACAGUCACCGCCAUGUACCUCAGUGAAUCAAGACAAUUCUCAUCCCUUUGAUGUUGAAGUCCUGCCCCAGCAGAACAGAACAAGUGAUGCUUUACUACAGGAAGUGGUUCAUCUUAUACAAGAGGAGUUUGCAUUUGAUGGCUAUCUAGAGAAUGGAACUGAAGUUUUUGAUAUGGGUAACUUCAUUUUAAACUUAAAGGAAAUUAAGUUUGGUAUGUUCUCUGAUGCAAUUUGUGAGAAGUUUUGUGAUCUGUACUGGGAUGAAAAAUUACUGGAGAAUCUCUAUCAGGUAGUAAAUAGAGAAAGACCUUCACAAUUAUGCAUAACUGAGGCAGAUGAUUCAAAGUGUGGCAAUAUGUUCCAAGAUCUGAAGAAAUCUGAUAGCUUUUUGGCAAGCAGUGAUCAGACAGAGGGAGAAGGGGAAGCAACCUUUGUGAAGGCUGAGCCUAUGAUAAAUACGUCAGUAGCUGAAACGGAUUUUGAUGAGUCCCCUUCGAGUAAUAUCAAAAAAGAAUUGAGGCUGCAGAAUACUAUCCCCAUAAAGAAAGAGCAACAAAGUUUACAAAGCAACGGCUGUUGUAUUGGUGUAGGCUUUGCAGAAGAAAAUAUAGAGCCAGAGGAAGAGACCAUGAUAAAGAGAGUUGGGAACAACUACCCUGUGUCUCCCAAUCUACCUGACUUUCAUGGCUGUAGUCCUGGUUGGAGCAGUGCAUUUUAUGGAGCUGAAUGUUUCGAUUCAGAAGUUCAUAGUUACAUGAAAAACCUUGGAAAGCAGAAAUCAAGUGAGUCACAAAAUAUAGAUGCUAAAAAAGUGGAACUAGAACAAUUGUUAAUGAUGGAGACAAAAAAUUACAGAAAGACCAUAAAGUUUUACCAGAAACUAUUGCAGAAAGAAAGAAGAACCAAAGGUCCUGAAACUAAAUCUAUGUUGCCCAAAUUGAGAGGACAGCUACAGGAGAUGAAAUCAAAAGUGCAGUUUCUUGAACUAGUGAAGAAAUACAUGCAGAUCAUGUAUGCAGAGCAGUGGGGUGUGGAAUCCUGUAUGCUGCCUACAGUCAUUCACAACGGGAGAACUGACACCAUGGAUGUGGCACCUACAGAUGAGUCGUCAUUGCUUCUUUACUAUAACACAGAGAAACACCAAUGUAAUAAUCAAAAUGGAAUAAGAGUUCUGCAGGCUGGUACAACACUUGGUUUAAUGGCUUAUUUAUAUUCUAGAAAUGCAUUUUUAGAAGGUUAUGUACAGCAGUUUCUCUACACGUUUCGUUAUUUCUGCACACAAGAAGAAUUUUUGCAGUUUCUUCUUGAUAGAAUCAGCAGCACUUUAUCCAGUGCAAGCCUGGAUCCUUCCACAUCACUUACCAAAAUAUGUAACCGCAGUUUCUACAUCCUGCAGGCUUGGAUUGAAGACUGCUACAGUGUAGACUUUGCAACAAAUGCUGAUCUUUUGUGUACCCUAAAAGAAUUUAUUUCUUCCAAGGUUGCUCGAUUAAAUGGCUAUGGUGAACAUUUGUUGUCAUUGCUUGAGGAUGCUUCUGCCAGGAAAAAUGGCAGUGCUCAUCAAUGCUCUAGCAUGGAUAAAUGUGAAGAGGAAGGUGAGGAGGACAGAAAAAUGUUACAUUCCCUGUGUAAACAGCUCUCAGAAGAUGUUUCCAGAAAGAACUUUAACUGGAAACUUUCCAAAGGUAUGGGACCAGUUGCACAGUGUCAGAGAGAGCAACUGUACACUAGUUCAUCAGUUUUGCCAAAGCCAUGCUAUAACAGUUUUACAGAAGAAUUCCCAGUCUCCUUUGCUAAAGCAGAUGAAGUGGGACCAUAUCUCUUAAUAGAAUACAGUGUGCAACAGCUUUGUUGUCAGCUUACGUUACUGCAACAGGAAGUAUUUCAUAAAUGUCAUCCAGUUCACUUUCUAAAUUCAAGAGCACUUGGUGUUAAAGACAAAUGUGUUGCUGUCCAAAAAGCUGUUUCUACUGAGACAGUUUCACUUAACGUCUGUAAUCUAUUUCUGUCGAAGUGCAUACAAGACCAGUACCUUCUACAAUUAUUAAGAAAUGCAGACAGUACCAGCACCUGGGUUGCUGCUGAAAUUGUAACAUGUCACACGUCUAAGCUGCAGGUGAGCUUGUUAUCAAAAUUUCUUCUUAUAGCAAAAUGCUGCUAUGAACAAAGAAAUUUUGCUACUGCGAUGCAAAUCCUAGCAGGCUUGGAAAAUCUUAUUGUACGACAGUUACCAGCCUGGAAAAUUUUACCUGCAAAAGUAGCUGAAAUAAUGGAGGAACUCAAGGCUGUUGAGGUGUUUUUAAAAAGUGACAGCUUGUGCUUGAUGGAAGGAGAAAGAUUCAAAACACUUCCAACAAUUCCAUCAGCCCAUGUUUUGGCUAUGCAUGUCCAACAACUUGAAACUGGAGGAUUCACAAUGACAAAUGGAGCUCACAAGUGGACUAAACUUAGAAAUAUUGCAAAAGUUGUGAGCCAAGUUCAUGCAUUUCAAGAGAAUCCUUAUACAUAUACACCCGAUUUCAAGCUGCAGUCUUACCUCAGACAAAGAAUAACUCAUUUUAAAGAUGCAGACAUUUCUGCCUUGGCAGCUGACAACUGUGCCAACUUCCAUCAGAUACCAGCAGAAAAACAUUCUCGAAAAAUUCAGGACACACUGCGCAGAAUGAAGGCAACAUUUCAGUAAUUAUUUACAUUUCAUCUGUUCUGUUCUAAGUGUGGAUUGUAAAACUGGAUUAACUUGACUUCAUCUCCUGGACCAAUUCCCAAGCAAAUACUUAAGUGAAGUGACUUAAAAUACUAUCUCAAGUUGAAAUGAUUAUAUUUCUUAACACGGAAUUAUAAAAUACUGACUAAUGAGAUUUUAAUCCCUGGCA
Molecule: messenger RNA, 5854 nt
Organism: Cariama cristata (Red-legged seriema)
Lineage: Eukaryota; Metazoa; Chordata; Aves; Cariamiformes; Cariamidae
Gene: KNDC1
Product: kinase non-catalytic C-lobe domain (KIND) containing 1
Biological process (GO): small GTPase-mediated signal transduction
Molecular function (GO): guanyl-nucleotide exchange factor activity
Source: RefSeq, a predicted model, not a curated record